Molecule: messenger RNA, 1356 nt
Organism: Phaeoacremonium minimum UCRPA7
Lineage: Eukaryota; Fungi; Ascomycota; Sordariomycetes; Togniniales; Togniniaceae
Product: putative carboxylesterase family protein
Exons: 6
Coding region: 1-1356 (451 amino acids)
Source: RefSeq, a predicted model, not a curated record
AUGCAAACUCUUGUGUGGGAUAUGGCUGCUGCGUGGCCGUUCACACUUUCCGAAGAUUGCCUGACUAUCAACGUUGUGAGGCCUUCUGGAUAUACCAAAGAUGCGAAGCUUCCCGUCGGUGUCUUCAUUCAUGGAGGCGGCUGGACAAUGGACUACAGCGCCAAUGGCGUCUACAAUCUGAGUUUCAUUGUAAAUGAGUCUGUCAAAAUAAGCAAACCAAUCAUUGCGGUUUCUUUUGACUACAGACUCUCCGCGUGGGGAUUCCUUGCCAGUCAGGAUGUACUUGAUGCUGGUGUUGCAAAUCUCGGCUUGAAAGAUCAGCGGCUUGCAUUGAACUUCAUCAAAGAAAACAUCGCGGCGUUUGGCGGAGAUCCUGAAAAGGUCGUCAUCUGGGGCGAAAGCGCUGGGGGAGGCAAUGUAUGGUACCAGACAACCGCCUAUGGUGGAAGAGAUGACGGUCUGUUCCGUGGAAUCAUCGCAGAAAGUGGUGCCGAAGGAACACAACCGAAGAACUUAACCGCGCCGACUGUACGAUACAAUAACAUUACUCGCUUUGUUGGGUGUGAUACAGCGGCGGACAAACUUGCGUGCCUGCGAUCGGUUCCAUUCGAGACUCUUAAUUAUGCUAUCACCAAUCUCACCUCAACAAGCUUUUACCCAAUCGUCGAUGGAGACUUCAUUCCAGACUACUCGUCAAAUCUUCUCGCAGAGGGCAAAUUCACCAAGACACCUCUGCUUGCGGGCACAAAUAGCGAUGAGGGUACUUUGUUCACAGCCACGCCGGUUGACUCAGAUGCGAUCAUCGCGGCCAACAUCAAGUCUUUGGGACCAGAUGCCAAUACUACUACCAUUCUCAUGUCGCUAUACCCGAACGUCGACUCUCUUGGCCUACCUUCAGCAUAUCAAACUACUCCAGGCGCAUCCGUUGGUAGUCAGUACAAGCGGGCGAUUGCUCUCUCUACAGACCAGCUGUUCUUGUCACAGAGAAGAUCGAAAACCGAUGCUUGGGCAAAGGCUGGAGUGGAUACAUAUGCCUACUUGUUUGAUUCUCCUCUGUCAGGACGUCCGGCUUCGUUCGGCACUUCGCAUUUCGCCGAGAUAGGAUACGUUUUCUACAAUACUCUUAGCUUAGGAUACGCAUCAGGACAGAGCCCUCUGGAAAAUGCCACCGGGCCGGUAUUGGAGCUGGCGAAGCUGGUCUGUCAUAUGUGGGUCAGCUUCAUCCACGACUUGGACCCAAAUAACCACGAUAUUGCUACCGCUGAGAAGUGGCCGACUUACAAUGCUACUGGCGGUUAUGGUCAAGUCUUUUAUUUCCACCCAUCGGGUGUCAGCAAGGAACAAUAUGGAAGGUAA